Molecule: messenger RNA, 999 nt
Organism: Pomacea canaliculata
Lineage: Eukaryota; Metazoa; Mollusca; Gastropoda; Architaenioglossa; Ampullariidae
Exons: 2
Coding region: 443-901 (152 amino acids)
Source: RefSeq, a predicted model, not a curated record
CACUAAAGGUGAGUCUGAAAUCGAUGAAGACACCGCACUUUGAUGAUUUAAUUAAUUACCGUUAAGAACGAUUACCGUUAGGUAAGGGAAGGAGUCAUGAGCAGUGGCAAUCAAGCAAUGAUGAAGUCCAUUUCUGUGAUCAGCAAGGUUCUGUCCACUUACUGUCCACCAAGUCUCCGACACUCAAGACGCUGGCGUCAACACAUCCAGCGGAGCAAUACAUUUGUUCCCCCGAGUGAGUCCGCCAACAGGGAGAGGGAGAAAAAAUGGGGUAAGGGAAGUAACCACAUCGACCUUAAGCCACAUUUGCCAGCGAGCACGGGGACCGCUCAAGGGAAAUAACCCUGACGUAUCAUCAGGCGGCGUAACUCCCCAUGCUGAGAGUUUAUCAGGGUGGAAGGCGCUUGAGUGCGGCGAUUGGGCUGACAGUUUGUAUUUAGCCAUGACACGCCUGUCAGGAUUAGCCUCUGGCCGGCCGCAUGGCUUCCUGAUGGACGUGUUAGUCGUGCUAAGUGUUGUCGCCGUCGCUGCUGCAGCAGACGCGCUUAAAAACGGGCUGAGGGCGCAGGCGUUCCGCGGUUUGGCCACCGUGCAGGAGAUCGUCUGCAGCGCCGUGACCCUUGACCCCGGAGAGGACUUGUCCACCAUGGCGCUGUACACCGUGCUGGACAGGCACGUGCUGGCUACCGUCAUUCCCUGGAAGCACGAGUGCACCACGUCAUCAAGCUUCGCCGCUUGCGUCAUCGUCAAGGGGGACUCCCACAAGACCACCCUGCACACCCUGGUGCUGGACUUGCACGAGGAGGAGUCUCGACUCUACGGGUGCAACGUGACGGCGGUCAGGACCCCGUGCGGAGACGAGCGCCGUCUCGUGGACACUACUAGUCAAAGGAAGGAGUAAGUACUGGCGCUUUAAAUACAUUUGUUCCCCCCUAUCGUAUUAAAAAAAAUAAUGUUCCGGUUAGAGUUCGUUUUAUCAGCCGUUGUCGUUAUCUACAA